AAAGCACUGGCACUCAUAAAGGAUAAUGAGAUGCUAGACGACCGUCAGUAGUGCACUUGUUACUCGGGAUUGACACGGUGGACACGCGAUGGCCGACUCAUCAUACGAGAAAGGGUUGACCGAACUAUCGAAGAUGAAGGUAGCUGAUCUAAGAGCUGAAUUGAAACAACGAGGACUGUCUACUACAGGAAACAAAAAUGAAUUAGUAGAAAGACUUCAGCUAGCAAUUCAUGGAGAUUCUGCGUUAUCCUUGGAUGAAACUGCGGAAGAGAUUUUAGAUGAAGAUGAAGUACUUGGUGUAAGUGUAAUGAUUUUUGAAUUCAAUCAAUUACAGGAUGAAGAAAUAGAAGAGUUGUCCAAUAAGCCAGACUCACAAGAGAUCCCUGAGAAACGAAAAUUAUCCAUAGAAACCAAUAAUACCAAUGCGAAAAAGAUAGUGCUGAAUCGCAAACCUGUAUUGGAGGAAAUAAAGAAUGAUCAAGUGGAGAAAGAAAACAAAGGAGCAAAAGUACUCGAUGAUGCACCACCAGAGAAAAAGAUUAUCAAACUAUCGGAACUUAGUACGAAAGAGAGAUUGGAGAUGAGGGCUAAGAAGUUUGGAGUGCCAUUAUCCGAAGCGGCAAAGAAGGAGGCUAGAUUAGCCCGUUUUAAUAAUCAAAAUAACUCAGCUGCAUCCAUAAAGACGCCCGUACCUACUACAUUUGAAGUUCUGAAGAAACGUGCAGAAAGAUUUGGAACCUCAGUGUCUACCUUGAUGGAGAAGGCUGAAUUGGCUGAGCGAUUGGAAAAAAGAAAGGCCAGAUUUGGCGAAGUAAAACCCCCCGAGAGUAAAGUAUCUAAGAAUAAAAUUAAGAUUGUUAAAUGAUACUCGGUGUUAUAUACUAAAGCAACGAUUUAGAUUACAAAUCUUAAUUUAAGUUUUCUUAUUUUUUAAUAAAGCUAUUAAAUAUAUACAUGUACACACAACACAUACACAUACACACACACAAGAAUGACUUACUGAAAAUAAUGUACUCUUCAAAAUCAUCAUUUCAGUAUUAAAGCAUCCACACUUUUUUCUUUUUAUAUUAUUUUAUCACAUGCGAAUGUUGUAAUAAUGAGAAAAAGAAACAUCUUUUAGAAAUGUAAAUGUAUUACAGCAAUAAACUCGCAUAUACCAUGGUAUUUUAGUAAUUUAUAAUUAUUGAUAUGCAGAAUAAUUAUCUAAGAUGAUGAAAAAAAAUAUGUAAUGAUGUGUAUACACGAUAAAAAAAGUAAAUCGUCAC
Molecule: messenger RNA, 1265 nt
Organism: Monomorium pharaonis (pharaoh ant)
Lineage: Eukaryota; Metazoa; Arthropoda; Insecta; Hymenoptera; Formicidae
Product: SAP domain-containing ribonucleoprotein
Exons: 7
Coding region: 89-865 (258 amino acids)
Biological process (GO): poly(A)+ mRNA export from nucleus
Cellular component (GO): nucleus
Source: RefSeq, a predicted model, not a curated record